AUAAGGAAUUAGCUUCACUAACUAUUGAUAAAAGUCUUCGAUAUCACGAUCGAAAAAUGUCGACUCGGGCUGUGAAGAUUGUGAUUUCCGUACUUUUUGUAUGCAUUGCAACAUCCUCGGGCGAAGAUGAUGACUCAGAGAAAAAAAUAUCGACGGAACCCACACAGAACCCCGAUGACAUAUGUUUAACAGCACAAUGUGUUCAUGCAGCAUCGAGGAUGCUGAGAUUUCAGAAUUCACAGGUGGAUCCUUGCAACGAUUUUUACGAAUUUGCAUGCGGUAGUUUUGGGAGAUCAGCCGUAAUACCCGACGAAUAUGGGAUGGUGGAUGCGCGAAUUAAGGCCCAAUUUAAAGUCGAAUCACGUCUGCAACGACUCAUUGAAGGAAUUGACGAAAAAACCGAAUUGAAGCCUUUCAGGCUGAUCAAGAUUUUGUACAAUAACUGUAUGAAGUUCGAAUGGGUGGACGAGAGUAAAGAUGCUGAAAAUUGGCUGUCCAUUGUCAAAAAUGCAGGCGGUUGGCCAUUAAUGCUCCAGGACAAAUGGCCCGAAACAACGUUUGAUAAAAGAGACACGCUGAAGUCCAUUUUCACAAUCGUUUAUGACAAAGACCUGACGAACAAUGAAAAUUAUAUUUUGACCCUUUCAGUAAAAAAUCCUCCAAUUGAUCGGCACUAUCUGAGGAAAGACUUCAAUAACAAAGUGAAUUUGGCAUAUUUCAAUUACAUGGUUGAUAUUUCUGUUCAUUUCAACGCUGAUAGAUCAAAUGCUACUGUCGAACAGCUAUAUGUUUUCCUCACAGAAAUGAGUCUUUUUGGGUCAGUAUUCACAAAGGAAGAUGAAAAUGAAUGGUAUCGACACUACACUAAAAUAACUCUCAAUGAGUUGGAGACGAAAUUUCCGAAUCUAGGAUUCCGCAAGUUUUUAGACAGAUCCGAUAACCCGGAGAUUCAAAUGGAAGUCGAUAUCGAAACGCUCAAGCGUCUCGACCAUUUUAUAUCUUCGGCUUCAAAGAGGACUCUAGCGAAUUUGGCCAUAUGGCGACUGGUGUCGAAAUUUGCAAAGAAAAUGAACGGUUACAUAGGUCGGAGAACGCAAGCGUUUCAGAAUAUACUGGAAAGCAGGCGAGAAAAAAAAGCCAAAUGGAAGGAAUGCAUUUCUAUAGCGCACUCAACUUUUCCACUGAGUUUGGCCGCUCUGUACCAGAGGCGUUUUGUGGACAACGAUGUUGUGGAGGACCUAACGACGAUGUUUGGGAAUGUGAAACAACAAUUUGUGGAACUUGUAACCGAGGCAACAUGGCUGACAAAUGGAACGAAAGAAAAGGCUGUUGAAAAAAUAAGAAAUAUGACGGAUAAUCUCGAGACCUGUCGGGAAUUCAUACGCGACGACGAACUCGAGGAAUAUUAUCGGGAUCUCGAAUUAACCGACGCUCCGUUCGAAGCCAAUAAGAUUAACAUAAGCUCUUUCUUUAAUAGAAAAAGAGAACGCAAAUUUUCGAACGUUGCGGAUCGGACCGAAUGUGGGGAUAUUUUAUUAUUGAGCGCCAUGUACGAUCGAAAGCAGAAUCACUUACGACUCGUUACUGAUUUAUAUACCGGGGCUUGGUACAAUAUCAAUCGACCAAAGUUUCUAAACUAUGGUGCAUUAGGAUCACUCAUGGGUCACGAGAUCUCGCGCACUGUUGACAAGGAUGGGAGACACUUCAUGGUUAAUCAUAGCCUUGGGCUAUGGUGGGACCCGGAAAGUGUUGAAAAAUAUGAUACAAAAAUCAAGUGCUAUGAUGGCCAAUAUGAUGCGUUGUACUACUACAAUCUCAUAGAUGGCGAGGAUCAUGGUCUCUCUAUACAAGCUUCAGCGAGUCUGCCUGAAAACGUGGCAGAUAACGUAGGUGUUAAGGCAGCAUACCGUGCUUACCUCAAAUGGGCAGAUGAAAAUGGUCCAGAAAAAGAAUUGCCAGCGUUCAAGUAUACGCCGAAACAAUAUUUUUGGAUCGCUAUGGCCAACACUUACUGUGUCAAGUACCGACCAGAAUACUUGGAAAACGGGAUCUCACGAGCAAAGCAUGCCCCGAAUAAAUAUCGUGUCAACGGACCAGUAUCAAACAUGCCAGAAUUUGCAGACGAUUUCGGAUGUCCUUUAGGCUCUCCAAUGAAUCCCGUCAAUAAGUGUUCGGUCUGGUAAGCCCUAACGUCAUUGUCGUCAGAUCGAGUUCGUCCAAUGUUUUCCAAAAUAUUUAUAAAUUUAAAUAAAGAAUAAAAUCAAUGUAAAUCAUUUUUCAUGCUCCCCGAGCCGAAAAUACGCACUUGCCGGCCGCAUUUCAGGCCGGAAAGAGCAGUUUUCGUGGCCGGCUGACUCGGCUAACUUCAGUGCGCUCUGACGAUAUUUUUGCGGCCGGUGAUGCUUUCUUAAAAAAAAAAGACAUUUUUCUUUACACCUCGCGGUCGAAAGUACGCAGUUUUUCCACCAAUUUUAGUACCGAAAGUACAACCUUUCUGCAUUGUCAAAACUGCACGCGCGUCAUUUGUCUCGUCGGGAGCAAACAAUUUUGUCUGCAUAUUCCGAAAGGUUUGACAUAGUUUUAUUGACGUGAUUUUUUUGACGUUUGACGUUUAAAUCGAUAUUGCCUGCACAGCUUUUGAGAAAGACCGUGUCUAGUCGUCUGGAAACCGUAUGAAUAAGGUUAUGUUACCAAAACAGCGCUAAACUGCUACAUGUCCGGACGAAUAAUAUGCAUUUAUUUUUCCAGAUGAAAUCGAUGCGACGACAAAAAAUAAUGUAAUCGAAUUGAUUAAAUGUCCGAAACAAUGCUCUAUUUUCAGAUGCAUAGGAAAGUAAAUAUAUUCAUAUAAAUUAUGAAAUAUAGUAGCGGUAAAUAUUCAUAGAGAAAUUGUUAACUGCAUGUAGCGAAAAAUGAAAAUGCGUGGAAUAAAUUUAACAAAAGCAGUGGCACGUUACGAAAGUACACACUUUUCUUUAAACGCAUUGUCUGAUCGUCCGGUUACCGUAUAUUUAGCAUUAGCCUAUUCGUCCGGUUUGUAUAUUGCUGCUGAGAACUGUUGUCGUGUGUACUUUCGUAAUCCGUAGUCCGGACCAUCCGGACUUGUACGUUUCGGAAAAAACGUACUUUCGACCGGCUGUAAAGAAAAAAUAAUAUACAAAACUCGUGAAUUAAGCUGCUCUAUUAUAGCUAACUUCACGCCGUGCAAUAAUAGGCAGCUUAAGUCACACGUAUCGUAAUGUGCUAAUACACUACAAUAAAUGCCCUCAGCUUCGCCUCGAGCAUUAUGACGCGCAGUGCAGGAAUUUCAAACUUUCUGCCCUUUUAGUGUAAUAUACUAUCGAUAUAUGAAUGUGAAGCCUGUAUUCGUUGCCAUGAUUUUGUUUAU
Venturia canescens is the source of this 3388-nucleotide messenger RNA. Its product is annotated as neprilysin-2-like. The coding region runs from base 57 to 2183 and encodes 708 amino acids. The record is from RefSeq and is a predicted model, not a curated record. Gene Ontology annotation, molecular function: metalloendopeptidase activity. The transcript has 9 exons. Lineage: Eukaryota; Metazoa; Arthropoda; Insecta; Hymenoptera; Ichneumonidae. Gene Ontology annotation, cellular component: plasma membrane. Gene Ontology annotation, biological process: protein processing.